GUCACAACCAUCUAACGCGUCAACAUGGUGUACUAUUUCUCGUCAAGUACCGUGUCUCCAGCAGCCUUCAUAUACGUCGGCAAAGACAAGGUCGAAAAUGAAGAGCUCAUCAAGUACGGCUGGGACGAAGAUGUCUGGUUCCACGUGGACAACCUGUCUUCCGCCCACGUCUACGUCCGUCUGCCAGAGGGCGAGGACUGGGAAAAAAUUACCAACGACUUACUCGUCGACUGUGCGCAACUGACCAAGGCGAACAGUAUCGAGGGCAACAAGAAGGACAACAUUACCAUUGUGUAUACGCCUUGGAGUAAUUUGAAGAAGGAUGGGAGUAUGGCUGUGGGGCAGGUUGGCUUCAAGGAUCAGCGCAAGGUCAAGCGCAUACAUAUCGAGAAGAGGGAGAAUGCCAUUGUCAAUCGUCUGAACAAGACAAAGGUUGAGAGGUUUCCUGAUCUGUGUGAGGAGCGGGAGGCGAGGCGCGCAGAGCUGAGGAAGCGCGAGCAGGGUGCAAUGCAGGCAAAGAGGAAAGAGGAAGCACGCAUUGCCAAAGAGCGCAAGGAGCUCGCAUGGCGCAGAGACCACGCCUAUGACGAUGUCAUGACGGAGGAGAAUUUGGAGGAGAACAGCAACCAGAACCGCGACGAGAACUUCCUCGACGACUUCAUGUGAGCUGCGUCGUCUAGCGCGCGGCAAACCGGCGCUCUGCAAUGAUUUCGAGUAAACUCAACUAGGAUCGCGAACUGUCGUCGCUGGCAGACAUAGCCCCAUACUCUCAUUCAGCAUGCGGAUGUUGUGGUUGAAGGUGUCGUAUGCAGUCGUCUUGAUCUCGAGCUCCUCGUGGGUCCUGACCAGUCAGCCUUCUGAGGGGCUAGGCUUUGCGCGGGGCAGGAUACAUACUGAGCCUUCGUCUUGUGUUUUGCGCGGCCGCCGUUACUCUGCACCCACCAU
Exserohilum turcica Et28A is the source of this 945-nucleotide messenger RNA. RefSeq lists its product as uncharacterized. The transcript has 4 exons. The record is from RefSeq and is a predicted model, not a curated record. NCBI's taxonomy places the organism in Eukaryota, Fungi, Ascomycota, Dothideomycetes, Pleosporales, Pleosporaceae. Bases 25 to 666 code for a protein of 213 amino acids.